GUACUGAAACCUAAUUCGUGACCAAUUAUAACAAAUAAAAGUUAUAAUGCACCGUUCAUUGCGGGCGAGUUUUCCCGCGGAUUUCAACACGUGACAUACCGGCGUAAACAAAGCAAGAACGAUGUCUGCUCCAGUUACUCCACGCAGAAGUAAGCGAGGGCGACCAGAAGAACCAAGCAGCCCAACAUCAGAAACUUCGACUGCAACAACACCGAGACGCAGUGCAAGGAAAGCAAAAGCUGCAAAAGAUGAUGAAGCGUCUUCCCCACCAGCCCAGAGACGAAGAGUUGAAGCCUCACCAGGUGGCGACAUGGCUCCUCUUCCUUCCUCACCUGCUGCUCCUGCUACUGGUGGAGAGUCAUCCCUGUUUUCCAGUCCUCCACAAUCACGAGCUGGUGCUCCUACAAGUGAAAUUGAUUUAAGUUCUCCCUUGAACUAUGGAACGCCUAGUAGUCGAGGUCCGCGUACCCCUGGUGUGGGAGAGACUCCCAUCAGGUCGCGUCCAGAUAUUCACAGUGAGAGAAAGAUGAGGACUGUGACAAUUGGAAGCUCUGAACAAAGUGAAGGAACAAAGAUAACAAGUGACAUUACAAGUGAUGCCAAUGCCGGACCACAGCUUGUCAUCUGGGGAACGGACGUUGUUGUAAGUCAUUGUAAAGAAAAAUUCCGAAGAUUUAUACUGAAGUUUGUAGAGAAGAAUAUUGAUGAAGAUGAGGCAUUUGAGGGUAUGGAUGUCAGCCAGCCUUACUAUCUACAGAGACUUGAGGAGAUUAAUGCCAUAGGAGAACCAUUCCUGAACAUAAACUGUGAGCACCUGCGCGAGUUUGAUGCUGAUCUGUAUCGUCAGCUGAUCAACUACCCUCAGGAAGUGAUUCCAACUUUUGACAUGGCCGUGAAUGAGAUGUUCUUUGAUAAAUACCCAGCAGCUAUUUUGGAACACCAAAUACAAGUGAGGCCAUACAAUGCUGAAAAGACCAGAAAUAUGCGUUCCCUUAACCCAGAAGACAUUGACCAGUUGAUCACAAUCAGUGGUAUGGUGAUCAGGUUAUCUCCCUUGAUUCCUGAGAUGCGUGAAGCAUUUUUCUCCUGUUAUGUUUGUCACAACACUGCCACGGUGGAAAUUGAGAGAGGCAGGAUCGCUGAGCCGACACUAUGUACCAACUGUAACACAAACCAUAGUUUUGCCCUCGUACACAACAGGUCCCACUUUAGUGAUAAACAGCACAUUAAAUUACAAGAAUCUCCAGACGAUAUGCCACCUGGUCAGACCCCACACACAGUGGUACUGUAUGCUCACAGUGAUCUAGUGGACAAAGUACAGCCGGGAGACAGAGUCACCAUCACUGGUAUCUACAGGGCCAUGCCCCUACGUGUGAACCCUCGUAUGCGUAAUGUGAAGUCUGUGUAUAAGACACACAUCGACGUUGUCCACUUCAGAAAGAUGGAUGUAAAACGUCUCCAUGAAGCUGAAGACGAUGAAAGCAAAUCAUCUCGACUUCCACCAGAAAGAGUUGAACUGAUACAGAAACUUGCAAAGGAAUCUGAUAUCUAUGAGAGACUGGCUAGAGCUAUAGCACCAAGUAUAUAUGAGAAUGAUGAUAUUAAAAAGGGCAUUUUACUACAGCUGUUUGGUGGAACUAGAAAGGACUUUACAAAUACAGGGAGAGGAAAGUUUAGAUCUGAAUUGAAUAUUUUACUGUGUGGAGAUCCUGGUACCAGUAAAUCUCAGUUGCUGCAAUAUGUUCAUAAUCUGGUUCCGCGUGGUCAAUAUACAUCAGGCAAAGGUUCAAGUGCUACUGGUUUGACUGCUUAUAUCACAAAAGACCCAGAUACCAGACAACUGGUACUGCAAACGGGAGCAUUGGUGCUCAGUGACAAUGGUAUAUGCUGUAUUGAUGAGUUUGACAAGAUGAGUGACAGUACCAGAUCAAUACUGCAUGAAGUCAUGGUAACCUAA
Molecule: messenger RNA, 1957 nt
Organism: Mercenaria mercenaria
Lineage: Eukaryota; Metazoa; Mollusca; Bivalvia; Venerida; Veneridae
Product: DNA replication licensing factor mcm4-like
Exons: 12
Coding region: 122-1957 (611 amino acids)
Biological process (GO): double-strand break repair via break-induced replication; DNA replication; DNA strand elongation involved in DNA replication
Cellular component (GO): nucleus; MCM complex
Molecular function (GO): ATP binding; single-stranded DNA helicase activity; single-stranded DNA binding
Source: RefSeq, a predicted model, not a curated record